AUGGGCAGAGUGUACGCCCUGGUAGGGUCAGAGGCAGUCAGCUCAAGUAACCUCAUCAUCUGCAUUUGUUUACUUCUUGGUGUGCCUUGUGUUGUGCUUUUUAAUUCGGGGACAGCACACUCCUUCGGAGCGAAGGCAUGUGUUGAAAAGUUGGGUAUGUCUGUAGAAGAGUUAGGCGUUGAUCUGGUGGUGUCUACACCAACAUCAGGGUUAAUCAGGAUGUAUUCUGUGUGUUUCCGUUGUCCGAUUGUUGUAGAGGGUAGUCGGUUCAAGGUAAACCUUGUCUAUUUACCUUUGCCAAGAUUAGAAGUAAUCUUGGGAAUGGAUUGGUUAUCUACCGAUCGCAUCCUGGUUGACUGCGAUCAUGCGGCGCAGGAGAGUCAAAGUCUAAACCUCGUAGUGGUGAACGACUUCUUAGAUGAUUUCCUGAAGAAGUUUCUGGUUUACCUCCUCCACGUGAGCAUGAAGGUCAACUUUAGUGCAGUCUUUGAAAUAUUGAGAGAGAAUAUUUUCAGAACUGCUCCAUGCCACUCGCACGUACGGUGCGACCUCCGUCUCGCACGCAGAUGCAACCUUAUUUCUCGUCCGCUGUGCGUGCAUCCAUGUCCCCACGUGUCAAAUCCCCGUCUCAGGUUCUCCUUGGUUAGUCAGAGAAGGAGCUGGAACAGCUUGCCCUUAACUGCGGUCAGGAAACCUACAGGGGCAAGCAACUUUAUCAUUUCUUAUACCAGAGGAAGUUUAGAGAAAUUAAGGAUUUCUAUCAGUGGUUUUAGGAAUAAUCUUGAAGAAGCUGGAUGGAAGGUGGGGCGGUCUCCUAUUUUCGAAACUGUAACUGCAGCUGAUGGAACUGUUAAGUUAUUGUUAAAGUUGGAGGACAAUAGAUUGAUUGAAACUGUUGGCAUUCCAGUUAUGGAUGAUCAAGGUUUGAGUCGCCUCACGGCAUAUGUCUCAUCACAGGUUGGUUGCCCUUUACGCUGCUCCUUUUGUGCCACUGGAAAAGGGGGGUUUUCAAGGAAUCUUCAGAGACAUGAAAUCGUCGAACAGGUUUGUGUCAUAUCCAUCCAGGUCUUGGCCAUUGAGGAGUUCUUCAAGCAUAGGGUGUCAAAUGUAGUGUUUAUGGGAAUGGGUGAACCAACGUUAAAUCUGACGGCAGUACUUGAAGCACAACGUUGCUUGAAUAAGGAUGUGAAAAUUGGGCAAAGAAUGAUAACCAUCUCCACUGUGGGCGUUCCAAAUACAAUAAAGAAACUUGCUUCUCACAAACUUCAAUCUACCUUAGCUGUGAGGUAAUUACCUUUGAUAUGAAUACAAUUUUGACUUGCCAUUAAUUUUACUUUCAUGCUAACCUAGACGUCAGGUAGCAAACUGACAUUUGUACCUGUAUGCGGACCUUUAGGUUGCCAGUCCUGUAUCUUGAAUUUUCAUAUUAUUAGUUUUUGGUCAAUGCAACUUCGUAAUAUUUCCAAAUUUGGGGAUAAAAUUUGAACUUUCAUGAGUUUACUUGGAGAAGCAGAAGAUAUUUGAUCUAUUCUAUUUUCAGUUUUUAUGGUUUCAGUGGUGGAAGAGAGAAAUUAUUCUUAUUCUACUGUGUUUUUUUCUUUUUACUGCAUAAUUUUAAUUGUGUGAUUAUUAUAUUAAUGUUUAUUGAGAUUAAAUUAUUAUUAUAUAACACUAUUAAUAAUAUUUUGAUGUGAUGAAUAGAGAACAGAAAUGUCACGCCUCAUUAAAUGCACUGUUGAGUCACCUGGUUACUCUCAUAAAUGCAUCCACGUCACACGUUCAGUACCAUUAAGAUGUGUGGGUUAUGGUUUAACGAGCAUUUUUUAAUUAUUCCUUUAUAUGUAUCUAUGUAGGAUGACAUGAAUUAACUGUGAUAUAUGUAUAACAUGCUUUCUAUAUCUAGCUCACCCUUGCAUUGUUUUUGUGUUGUGUGCCGUUUGGGUAUGUUUUGUUGGCGAUGAUCAUCCACUUGGAUGAGAGCUGAUAUUGUCGAGGAGAUCCCCUUGGAGCAAGAGCUGGAGGUCACUGAUGUUGCGGAGUAGUCUUCUUAAGUAUUUCCUGAGAAUCCUUUCAACUGUUCAAGUUUAAAUUUUCAGUUUCUUUUAUUUCUAGAUGACUGUAAUUUCACGUUUAAUUACACGUCAUACUCCGACUGAUCUCUAUAUUUGGAUGUUAACGUCUUUAUUAUAUAAUAUUGGUUAUUAUAU
This is a messenger RNA of Vigna angularis (adzuki bean), 2207 nucleotides long. RefSeq lists its product as uncharacterized. Gene Ontology annotation, molecular function: catalytic activity; iron-sulfur cluster binding. The transcript has 9 exons. Gene Ontology annotation, biological process: tRNA methylation; rRNA base methylation. The record is from RefSeq and is a predicted model, not a curated record. NCBI's taxonomy places the organism in Eukaryota, Viridiplantae, Streptophyta, Magnoliopsida, Fabales, Fabaceae. Bases 1 to 1290 code for a protein of 429 amino acids.